This is a messenger RNA of Octodon degus (degu), 2213 nucleotides long. RefSeq names its product CCAAT/enhancer binding protein alpha (gene Cebpa). The transcript has a single exon. The coding region runs from base 141 to 1193 and encodes 350 amino acids. Gene Ontology annotation, biological process: regulation of transcription by RNA polymerase II; myeloid cell differentiation; DNA-templated transcription. Gene Ontology annotation, molecular function: RNA polymerase II cis-regulatory region sequence-specific DNA binding; DNA-binding transcription factor activity, RNA polymerase II-specific. Lineage: Eukaryota; Metazoa; Chordata; Mammalia; Rodentia; Octodontidae. The record is from RefSeq and is a predicted model, not a curated record.
GCGCGGGCCUGGCCAUUCGCGACCCGGAGCUGCGCGGGCGCGAGUGAGCAGGGCUACCGGGUGGGCGGCGGACGCGGCGGCGCCCCGCGCAGGCUGGAGGCCGCCGAGGCUCGCCAUGCCAGGAGCGCUCUAGCUGUCCCAUGGAGUCGGCCGACUUCUACGAGGCGGAGCCGCGGCCCCCGAUGAGCAGCCACCUCCAGAGCCCCCCACACGCGCCCAGCAGCGCCGCCUUCGGCUUUUCCCGGGGUGCGGGCCCUGCGCAGCCCCCUGCUCUACCUGCAGCCCCAGAGCCGCUGGGCGGCAUCUGCGAACACGAGACGUCCAUCGACAUCAGCGCCUACAUCGACCCGGCCGCCUUCAACGACGAGUUCCUGGCAGACCUGUUCCAGCACAGCCGGCAGCAGGAGAAGGCCAAGGCGGCCGCGGGCCCCGCGGGAGCAGGGGGCGACUUUGACUACCCGGGUGCCCCGGCGGGCCCGGGCGGCGCCGUCAUGUCCGGGGGUGCGCAUGGGCCCCCGCCCGGCUACGGCUGCGCGGCGGGCGGCUACCUGGACGGCAGGCUGGAGCCCCUGUACGAGCGCGUCGCGGUGCCCGCGCUGCGGCCGCUGGUGAUCAAGCAGGAGCCCCGCGAGGAGGACGAGGCGAAGCAGCUGGCGCUGGCCGGCCUCUUCCCCUACCAGGCGCCGCCGCCGCCGCCGCCGCCGCACGCCCACCCGCCGCCCGCGCACCUGGCCGCCCCGCACCUGCAGUUCCAGAUCGCACACUGCGGCCAGACCACCAUGCACCUGCAGCCCGGCCACCCCACGCCACCGCCCACGCCGGUGCCCAGCCCGCACUCGGCGCCCGCGCUCAGCGCCGCCGGCCUGCCCGGCCCGGGUGGCGCACUCAAGGGGCUGUCGCCUGCGCACCCCGACCUCCGCACGGGCGCGGGAAAGGCCAAGAAGUCGGUGGACAAAAACAGCAACGAGUACCGGGUGAGGCGCGAGCGCAACAACAUCGCGGUGCGCAAGAGCCGUGACAAGGCGAAGCAGCGCAACGUGGAGACGCAGCAGAAGGUGCUGGAGCUGACCAGUGACAAUGACCGCCUGCGUAAGCGGGUGGAACAGCUGAGCCGCGAACUGGACACGCUGCGGGACAUCUUCCGCCAGCUCCCGGAGAGCUCCUUGGUCAAGGCCAUGAGCAACUGCGCGUGAGGCACGCGGUGGCGGACCGCCCUAGGCCGGCCUUUGGCGGGGACCCGGGGAGUGGUUUCGGGUCGUCGGAUCUCAAGGCUGCCCUGCCGUGUGAGCCAGGACUAAGACAUUCCAGUGCCACCUGAAAACCUGGCCUGCUCUGCGUGUCCUUUCCCUUUCUCUGAGCCGAACUCGGUGCGUUUAAGAUGAGGGAAUGAGACGUGGUUUCUCCCUCAGACGGGAGAACUCUUGGGGCCGAGCUCUAGUGUUGAGGAAUAACCUUGUGCCUUGGAAAUGCAAAUUUGCUCUGAUUCCUACCGAGUAGGGGGAGCGAACACGUGCCUUGAUAUUUUAUUUGGAGGGAGGGUUCCUGCCUCCUCUGAGGCUGCAGGAAGCCUCCAGCAGAGAAGGUGGGGUGUUGGCCCAUGGGGAAGCUGAGAUCCUAACCAUACAGCCCCAACCACACCUCUGUGCCUGUUCACAGAAGGGAGGAAUUUAAAAAGUUGGGCCUUCGAACUUAAGAUUUUCCCCCUCACUCUACACGGAGGUGGUGGGGCUGAAAUGUCUUCUUUCUCCCACCUCCACCCCCACCCCAUGUCUGCCUACAACAGGCUGGUCUUCUUGGGUUCACACUCACCAGGUGACUAGCUGGAGACUCCCACCCCCUGUCCCACCGGAAGGCUAGGUCCUGAGUUAAUCCUAAGGCCUUGUGUUCUGGGGGGUUGUGGGCUGGUGGAAGAGGUAAGCUGGAGAUGUGGUCUUGGGGUGGGAGGGUAGAGGGAUACUGGGACCAUCAGCCCUGUCUGUACUGUAUGUUGCCAGCAUUGCCGUACAAACAUGAAGCACAAUCAGUCCAUCCCAGAGGGACCGGAGUUAUGACAAGCUUUCCAAAUAUUUUGCUUUAUCAGCCGAUAUCAACACUUGUAUCUGGCCUCUGUGUCCCAGCAGUGCCUUGUGUAAUGUGAAUGUGCACGUCUAUGCUAAACCACCAUUUUAUUUGGUUUUUGUUUUGUUUUGGUUUUGCUCAGAUACUUGCCAAAA